Messenger RNA from Pseudo-nitzschia multistriata, 1533 nucleotides. The record is from the annotation of a GenBank genome assembly. NCBI's taxonomy places the organism in Eukaryota, Bacillariophyta, Bacillariophyceae, Bacillariales, Bacillariaceae.
CAUGUCCCCCAUUUGGGAAACGAGAAUGAAAAAGUAAUCACAAAGAUUCCUCAGAUUAAACAAUCGCUUGAUCAGGACAAGGAUUAGUGGGGCGGUGAAGCUGUAGCAAUCGUUCUGAACAGUGCAGAGCCGGCUCUGGAACAAUCAGCACAAGUAAUCACGCUUCUAACAAUACAAUGCAGCCCGCAAUCAAUACCGAUCAAUUGGAUUCGUACGACCUACAUGACGAACCCCACCAGGACCCACGCACCAGGGAUAACAGGAUUAGGUUUCUGAACCAACCUAUUCAACCGAGAUCCUCACCGUUGGGUCAUAAUACUCACUAUCGACGAUUUUCUGGACGACCAAGCGUGAAGGAUACGACGCGAUGGGAUAUUUCGCAACGGAGCUUACUCGAGGGUGGUAUCACGCCAAGCAAUGAUUCUUCUUCGAGCCAUUCGUACGGUCGUUCCCCACAAAAUAGCCAAAAGACACAUUCCUCGAAAGAUGCCCAAGAUCCCUCCAAUCACAGUCAUUCCCCACAUAUCUCCCUUCCAGAUGAUUUAAAAGAUCAAUCUGACAAUGUCCAAAUCUUCUUCGUAAGUUUCGAAGCUGAGUAUAACCUGAUUGGCCAUGGUCAUUAGUUUUCAUAUGCUGUGGGAUGUGUCCCAUUUUGUUAUGCUCAUUUGUGUCUUUACUUGUUCAUUCGCAACGAAAAUACAUUUGCGCUGAAAGUCCAAUAUUUUGACACCUUCGUCCUUCAUCAUAGGGGUCUCCUUCAGUGAAUUAUUCAACACGAAGUAUAGGGACGAUGACGAAAGCGACAUUCAGAGGUUGCUCCAAGGCAUAUGUCUUGUCUGCCAGGGAGUGGUCUUCGCCUUGAAUCUUUGCGUUAUGAUGUUGUCAUCAUCCGCCUUAGUUCGACACUUAACUGGGAACUUUAAUCCUUACGCUACAAAUGGAUACGAGUUGCUCUUUCGCGAAUUUCAUUUUGAGUUUUUAUACGUCCGAUGGUGUUUUGACACGGCCUUGUUUGGUUUCUUGUUGGCAGUUGCGUGUAAAAUUUUACACGACUUUCGGCUCUUUGAUAUCAACGGGGAUGACUUUGAACGUUGGCAUUUAGAACUAGGGAUAGCAGUCGUCCUUAUCACAACGGCCCUCACUCUCCAUUUGUUGGCGUACCAAAAUUCCACGCUGAUAGGCUGGGAUAACAUGGCGGGUAUGACAAGAGAUUUAAUGAAAGUGCUAUUCCAUCGUGGGUUCUAUAGCGGUAACCUAACGGAAGGAUUUUCCUUGGUUAUUUUUGCAGCUGGUGUUUUCUUUUUGAUUUUGGGAUUAAUACCUGGAUCGCAAAUAUGAGAAAAAGCGCUUUCGAAUAAUUCUCAAAUUCAUGCUAUGAAAAGGAUGAGUGUGCCUCAACAAAUACAGAGAGAAUAAUCAAUUUGAUAGCUUUGUUACGUGAGUUUUCUAAUUCAAUUAUACUGUAUCAUUCAUGACGUAAAGCAACGUGCACAUUUAAAAUGCACCACAAAGAAAUAAUGUUAUUAUAAAAUU